Messenger RNA from Daktulosphaira vitifoliae (grape phylloxera), 3320 nucleotides. Its product is annotated as GPI inositol-deacylase. Gene Ontology annotation, molecular function: phosphatidylinositol deacylase activity. The coding region runs from base 157 to 3018 and encodes 953 amino acids. Gene Ontology annotation, biological process: GPI anchor metabolic process; endoplasmic reticulum to Golgi vesicle-mediated transport. The transcript is spliced from 15 exons. NCBI's taxonomy places the organism in Eukaryota, Metazoa, Arthropoda, Insecta, Hemiptera, Phylloxeridae. The record is from RefSeq and is a predicted model, not a curated record. Gene Ontology annotation, cellular component: endoplasmic reticulum.
AAUAUUAUGAUGUUGAAUACAAAUUUGUUUAGUUGUCGAAAAUUUACAAUAUUCUAUUGUAUCCACCUAACUUAUAAUAUUUAAAUUUAAAUCUAGAUUUUACAUAAGAUCUUUAUACAAAAACAAUAUUUGUAAUAUAUUUCGAAAAAUUUUGAAAUGAAUUUUUCAAUGAUUUUAAAAAUUAAGAGUCCUAAUAUUCUAGUCUAUAUUAGUGCAAUUAUUUUAAUGAUAUUUAGUUUAGGUAUAUACAAACAACUAACUCAAGAAACAACUAACAACUGCGAAAUGACUUUUAUGUUUGAAUAUCCCCAUUUUAUUGAUAUUCCAGUGAUUAUGAAUAGAAGUAAGUACAAUUUGUAUGCUUAUACUGAAGGCCAAACGAUGGAAAAAAUUAAAUCAAUGAAAUUUUAUGGUACUCCAGUUAUUUUUAUACCAGGUCAUAGUGGCUCAUAUAAACAAGUUCGUUCAAUUGCAUCAGUGAAUAUAAGAAAAAUGUAUCAUAUACAAUCUAAUAUUAAGUUUGAUUUUUUCACUGUUGACUUAAAUGAAGAAUAUUCAGCUGUAUUUGGUGGCGUUCUAACACAACAAACAGACUUUGUUUCUAAAUGCAUUGAUAAGAUUAUACAAAUCUAUGAAAAUGAAUAUAAACCCACUUCAAUAGUUCUUAUUGGUCAUUCUAUGGGUGGAAUAAUAGCUAAAGGAUUAUUUAUUCAACCAACAUUUGACACAAGCCUAGUUGAAUUAAUAAUUACAUUAGCUACACCUCAUAGACCUCUUUUUUUGGCUGAUCAUUUCAUGGAAACAUAUUACAAUGAGGUAGAAAGUAUUUGGGGUAAUGGUGUAGAUAAGCCAAGGGUUUCAUUUCUUUCAAAUAUUUCACUUUUAUCAAUUGGAGGUGGCUAUAGAGAUAUAAUGGUUUGGCCAUGUUUAACCUAUACACCUCAUGCUGAUAUAAAUACAUUGAGCUUAGCUAUUCCUGGUGUUUGGACAUCUACAGAUCACCAAUGUAUUUUAUGGUGCAAAUCAUUAGUAAAAGUAUUAGUAAGAAUUUUAUUUGAUUCAGCUGAUUCAGAAUCCACUGAUAAAAUUUAUGAGUGGAGGAAUAAAGUUUCUAUCUAUCAUCUAGAUAAAAGAAGUAAUGGAAAAUGGUUUCAUGAUAAACUACAUCCUGAAAAAGUGAAAUUAAAUGAACCAAAUGUAAUGGAAUGGAAUGAAACAUACAGAGCUCAACGAUCUAUUAUAUUAUUAUCAGGAACACCAAAAUCAAUUUUUGUUUAUGUGCCAUUAAUGAAUAGAAACUUUGGAUAUGAAAUUACAGCUGAAGCCAUAAAUAUUGAUAGCCAUGAUUGGGUCUUCUCUUGCAAAUCACAACCUGAAACAAACAAAUUUUGUGCAACUGGAAAAAAUUGGUCUUCAAAUAGUACUAUAUCAGUUUCAAAGCGUUUAAAAAGAAGACACAUAACAAUCAAGUUGGAAGAUAUUUAUAAAAUUGGUCAUUCAAAUGUUGUAUUUAAAAUUAAAAAUACUAAAGAGCCAACAGGUUUAAAUACUGAUUUGUACAAAGUAAGAGAUAGAACAAAAAUAGUAUAUUGGCAAUUUUGGUUUGGGAUGUUAUGGGAAAAGGUAUUGUGGAAUAUAGAUGUCUUUGGAACUUUACAAUAUAAAUCAAUUUUGCGCGGUUGGUCAGAUAGUAUUUGUUCUGAUUGUGUGUAUAAUGUUUAUUUAAUACCAUAUAAUUGUUCAAAAAAAAAACACCAUGCUGUUACAAAAUUUAUUGUACCAUGGACCCAAGGUAUACUACAUGGUAUUUCAAGUGAUAAAUCAAAUCAACCUCUUAGAAUAUCCUUAGAAAAUAUUCCCGUGUCAAAGAAAAUUGAAGAACCAUAUUUACAGUUUAUUUUAGAUCCAACAUGUAAUUAUCAAAUUAAGUUAGAGUUAUCAUUCUUGGAUACAAUUGGAACAAUAGGAUUAAAGUAUGGCUUAACAUUCCCUUCAUAUAUAGGAACUAUAAUUUUAUUAGUGUUGUCAUGCCAGUUUGCACAAUUAUCCGAAACUAAUCAUAGUGAUUGUUCAAUCUUUCAUUAUUCAACACCAUCUGUUUUCAAAAUUUUUAAAAUUUUAAUAACUUCGACUUUCUUAAUGACUUGUUUACAUUACCAAUGGCCAAGUAUUAAUCAACCUAUUGGUGGUGUUGACUGGCUUGGAAAUCCUUUGAAAACUCUGCUAUUUUCUUCAUUAUUGUAUUGUGUUACCAACGCAUUUAUGUUUAUUGUGACUGUAGGACUAUGGCUUACUAUGUUGGUUUGGGGAAAAACUAUAAAUAACAUUGCAGUCGGAAUUUUGGUGAAAACAUUUAAAAAAUCAGUAACAGUGUCCGAUUGGCUACUUUAUGGAUUAGGAAAAUUACCAGUAAUCGUUUCAAUUAUAGCUAUUAUAAUAUCUUAUAAUACUUGUGGAACUGUUGGACUAAUUAUUUCAGCAUUUUUCUACUUUUUUCUGAUAUGCUCAAUGGUUGAAGAUUAUGUAGAACAGAUAAUUUAUUAUCCUGUGAUAUUUAUUAAAGACUAUUUCAUAAAAGGGGUUAAACCAGAAUUAAAUAUAAAAUUAACUCCUAUUCAUUUUAAUUUUUCAAUGUUUUUGUUAUGGACUUUAAUUUGUGGUUGCCAUCUUCCAUGCAGUAUAGAAUGGGCUAGAAAUUAUAAAAAUAGUCCAAGUUUAACCCCUGAUCCAUCAUGGUAUUCUUCAGUUAUAUUAAAUAUAUGUGCUGGUAUUAUUUGGCAAACAGAUAUUCCGAAACAAAAUUUAAAAUACUAUUCUGAAUUAAGUGAUUGUUGUUUAAUCACUUCAAUUACUCUUUUAGUAUUUUGUCAAACGGCAUUAUUUCGAAUCGCUCCAAUUUUAACUUUAGUAUUUUUGAUUAUUACAUUACAUCAAUUUAUUGGCUUAUGGAUUAGUAAAGCAAAUAUAGAAGAUAACGCCAAAAAAAUUAAUGAUCAUGACCAUUUAGCACAAGAUUAAGUUAUAUUUUUAUAAAAUAAAAUUAUUUUAUUAAUAGUCUUUAGUGAUAAUGUAUUUGAUAUCAAAUACUUAAAUAAUUAAUUAAACUAUUAACAAUAACACAUUAUUCAAUGAAAUUUAAAAAAAGGAUAAUUAAGUCACUUUUAUUUUACAGCUAUGUUUAAUUAUAAGACUGAUUUUUUGUGUGACUGAAUGUGUAAAAUUUUAAAUUAUUUCUGUAGUUUUAAAAUAUUAUUUGUAGCCAUUUUACCAUUAAUCUCUUACUAUUGUCAUUUUAAAAAUGUACUAUUUUGGUAAUCUUU